AAUUCUGAGCUGGGGCACUUUACCAUGAGGCUGCAAAUGAAACAGAUGUGCUUGCUGUGAAUUUCUGUAGUAUCUGGACGCUUUGUACCAAAGGCGAUAACACCUUCCUUCCUUGGUUAUUUUUUUUCUUUUUUUUUUUUUUGCACGCAUUUCCCACAAAAGGAAUGAAAUGGAGAAGUUGAAGAAAUAUGUAUCAGUGAAAGAUGAAGAUCAGUUUUAUCAUGAGGGAGCUGUGGAGCUGCUAGUCUUUAACUUUCUGCUCAUUCUUACAAUAUUAACAAUUUGGUUGUUUAAAAACCAUCGAUUCCGCUUUCUGCAUGAAACUGGAGGAGCGAUGCUUUAUGGUCUUGUAAUGGGAUUAAUUAUACAAUAUGCAACAAAAGCAUCAGAUGUUGAAAGUGGAACUGUUUAUGAAUGUGAAAAGCUGACAUCUGGGCAAUCCACUCUACUUAUUAAUAUAACUAACCAGGUCUAUGAAUAUCAAUACAAAAGAGAAAUCAGCCACCACAAUGUCAAUGGUCACCAGGGCAAUGCGAUGCUUCAAAAGAUGACAUUUGAUCCUUCCAUCUUCUUCAAUAUUUUGCUGCCACCCAUUAUAUUUCAUGCUGGAUAUAGUUUAAAGAAGAGACAUUUUUUUCGUAACUUGGGAUCAAUUUUAACCUACGCCUUUUUGGGAACUGCCAUCUCCUGCAUCAUCAUAGGGUUGAUAAUGUAUGGUUUUGUGAAGGCCAUGGUACACAUUGGCCAGUUAAAAGGAUGGGAAUUCCACUUCACUGACUGUUUAUUUUUUGGAUCGCUGAUGUCUGCCACAGACCCAGUGACAGUUCUUGCUAUUUUCCAUGAGCUGCAUGUGGAUACAGAUUUGUACACACUUCUGUUUGGAGAGAGUGUCUUUAAUGAUGCCGUGGCUAUCGUGCUGACGUACUCCAUAUCCAUUUACAGUCCUAAGGAGAAUCCUAACGCAUUUGAUGCUGCUGCUUUCUUCCAGUCAGUGGGAAAUUUCCUGGGAAUCUUUGCUGGAUCAUUUGCCAUGGGAUCUUCUUAUGCUAUUGUCACAGCUUUAUUGACAAAAUUUACAAAGCUGUGUGAGUUUCCUAUGUUGGAAACGGGUCUGGUUUUCCUCCUGUCUUGGAGUGCCUUCUUAUCAGCAGAAGCUGCUGGUCUUACAGGUAUUGUUGCAGUCCUUUUCUGUGGAGUCACACAGGCCCAUUAUACCUACAACAAUCUGUCAUCAGAUUCCAAAAUGAGAACUAAACAGUUGUUCGAGUUCAUGAAUUUUUUGGCCGAGAAUGUCAUCUUCUGUUACAUGGGACUUGCACUAUUCACAUUUCAAAAUCAUGUCUUCAAUCCUCUUUUUAUAUUUGGUGCAUUUGUGGCAGUUUUUGUAGCAAGAGCUUGCAACAUAUACCCACUUACUUUCCUUUUGAAUUUGGGUCGAAAACAAAAGAUUCCCAGGAACUUUCAGCACAUGAUGAUGUUUUCAGGUUUACGUGGUGCAAUAGCAUUUGCAUUGGCUAUUCGAGACACAGAAUCCCAACCCAAACAAAUGAUGUUUACAACAGCACUGCUUAUCGUGGUUUUCACAGUCUGGGUAUUUGGUGGGGGCACAACACCAAUGCUCACAUGGCUUCAGAUCAGGGUUGGCGUAGAUCCAGAUGAAGAUCUGAAAGCAGAAGCUGCAAGUCAGACUGCAUCUAACUUGGAUAAAAAUACAACCAAAGCUGAGAGUGCAUGGCUGUUCAGAAUAUGGUAUGGCUUUGACCAUAAAUACCUAAAACCUAUCUUAACCCAUGCUGGUCCACCUCUCACGACGACAUUACCUGAAUGGUGUAAUCCUGUUGCCAGGCUUCUGACCAGCCCCAGUGCAUAUGGCGAUCAACUGAAGGAUGAUGACACAGAUUAUAUCAUAAAUAAUGAUGAAUUGACUGAAAACUAUGAAUCGUCUGCUCACAUACCAGUGCGGGACAGAACAGGUUCCACACAGGCUACAGGCAAGGAAGAUAUUAAUGAAGGAGACCUAGGAUUAGGAGGGUACAAACUCCGGCUUGAACACACUGCAUAUCAACCCCAGAUGAAUUCAUUAGCAUGAAUAGCGUAAUGUUAACCACAGGAAAUAAGACUAAAACAAAAACCUAAGAGAUACUGUUAUAUGAACAUGAAGCUAGAAAAUGUACUAAGCACAAAACUCAAAGAAAACUUAGAUUUUACCAACUAAAUGCCUGCUCCCCCCAGGUAAGAGUUUAUCAUCAUCCAUGUACCUACAACAAGAUACAGGCUUUCUGACUGCAGCAGCUUUUAAUAAGAAGAUGUAGGCACUACCAGCCCCCUAAAUUCUUUACAGUCUUGUCUCAGUGCUUGACUGUAUCAUGCCCGUCACAUGUACCCAGGCCUUUGAAUAUUACUUAUAAUCUUUACUCAGCUGGAACAAAGAUCUUCCUAACAUCUCCAUGAUUACAUGAUGCCAGGACUUUUACAGCUGUUACAUUUAUAAGGAAAAAGCAGAAGAUUCUUUGUCCAAUGAGUAUGUGGUCUAAAAAUAUUUAAAACAUGCAUUGCAGCACCUCAGUCUUGACAGAUUGAGCUCAUUCAAGCUCACAGCAUAGACUUUUCCUGACAGCCCAACAUUUGCUUUCUAAAUGCACCUUAUAGCCUAGUCUAUCUAGGAUUGCAUCAGGCUGCCACAAAGCGAACAUUAAUAGUAGAAGACAUUGAAGUCUAUGUAAUUGGCAACAGACACCCUUUUAUUGCUGCACAGGAUGGGUGUGAGCACUGUUUAAACAGCAGUUAUCCCACAAGGCAUUUGGCAUUACCACUUCGCAGCACACAAAGCUUACAUGCUGGGAAAAGUUUUGUUGUUUUUUUAAGAUCACUCCAAACAUAUACUUUGAUUUAAGCAGUCAACUGUUUCAGGUUUUAUUGUUCAAGGAGAGUGAGUUGUUUCUCAUCAAAUAUUUCUGCUAAACAGCUAUACCCGAGACUGUCUGCUCCGAGGAUGUUUGUCUAUCUCUCUAUCCAUGCAGGGCACUCAGUAUCACACUAGUACAAGUACAGUGCUGGUUAGAUAUAGAAAAACAAGGAUAGUUUGGGUGUGAAUGUAUUAACUGUGUCUGCAUAGACAACUGGUCAACCAUUACAUACUGCUAGCUGCCAUACUCUAUUAUUAACCAUUAGCACAGAUCAGCUUUUGCACAGAUCAGUUAAGCAGUGUAAGUACAGGGACAAAGCCACGCUUCUGUUACUAGAAUAUGUGCCUUUUUUUACUGCAGAAGUUUCAACUAGCUGUGCAUGAUAAUGUUCCUACUAAGAAACUUAAAACAUGAAGAGUUUUUAUAUAAGGUCAUUUUCAAUAUAUAAAGACAAUGAGCAAGCAAGAAAUUUGAAAUCUAUAAGAAUAAAAAUCAAGCCAUCUCCAUGAAUGAUCAUAAAGCUGAAUAGGUCUUGAUUUCACCACAGAUGGAAACUGAAAUACAAGCUUAAAUAUAAUCAAGUUUUAGUCAUUUUUUUCCCAGGCCAAUUAAUUUCUGGUUAAAUAUGACUCUACAACAGCUGGUUUAAGCAUAAAUUUGAAUGCUGGAGUUCUAUAUGCUGUUACAAAAGAUCAGAAGCUUAAACUGGCAUUUUAUUUUCCCUAAACACUAAUCAAGUAACUUCAAAGGAUCUUAAUCCCCAUGUGGUUUAAAACAAAUAAUAUUCAGGCAUGAUCACAAGUUCUGAAAAGGACUAAUGAAUUUCCAACUCCCUAAUUUGCCUUGUUUAGCUACAUGAGGUGGAAAAAUAUGCACAGCAGGUUGCAAGAAGGGAUGGAGAAUGGAUGAGGAGGUAAAGUUUUACUGUGUAGUACUGUGCACCUGACAGCAUGCAGUAAGAGACAGCAAAGGUAACAGGAGGCAGGGGAAGCAGGAACAGACACAUUGCAGUGAGGUGAGUAUGUAGCAACACAGUGAGAAGAUAUUAUCAUGGAUGGGUGCUAACAGUCCAGAUUUCAGUAGCCAUAGUUUCCCAUUUCAAUUUUCAGAAGCAUUGCAUGCAUGUCACCAGGCUUCCUAAGCUCCUUUGGAAGCAGAGAUCCUAGUCCUUAGAUUACAGUGCAAAUCGAUAAACUGCUGCAGUAUUAUGAAGAUGCAAAGAUGUUCUUCACAGCUGCUACAUGAACUGGAAAUGAUGAGCUCUUCACCAACAGUUCUGCUCUUAGAUUCUACUCUGAAAUGCAUCCUGCAGCAUACUCUACGAGUUUUUUACCGAUUUAUUUAUCAUGCCUAUGUCCAAGUUUCUCACACUUGCGCAAUGUGAUAAAUGGAGAGCUCUGGGAUCUGAAAUUCUCUGUUUAUCAAAAGAGAAAAAAAAAAAAAUCUGUAGUGAAUACUCUCCACACUGUUCUACCUGGAUGCCUAAAAGGGCUACUUUACCGAGUAAAGAAAGUCAUCCCUUGCAACAGAACAGUGCAUACUUCACACCUUCACAGGUCAGAUUUUUAUGCUAAGACUAUCAAGAGGCUGAAUCAAUAGUCCCAGCAGGAUGGGUAUUUAGCCUCUGGGACCAUGCUCAGCAAGCAGAGUAUCAUUACCUUUCAGGAAAAUUAGUAACUCGAGUUGCAAGCAAACUUAAAACUUGUACUAAAUGGCACUAAGUCUCAAUUAUCCAUUACAGUAUUUAGCCAUGCCAUUUCCUAAUUUUAAGAUAUUCUUUUCAUGACAUGCAGAUCAAGAGUUAAGACAGCAUUAGAAUAGAUGAUAUAUUUGUAUUCAAGAAGAAAUUACUUGUAACUAGUAAUUCUGCAUGACUGUUUAAACAGAGUAUGGAUGUUAAGAGAGGCCUUUAAUGCUAAUUUACAGUUCAUACGCUGGAGAUUUAAACUACUCAAUAUCACACAGUGUUUGUCUGGAUGUGCAAGUCACCCAUGAUAAAUGUGAAGCUAUUCUUCCUAUCUGAGUUAAUCUAAUAAAACACUGCUUGGAAAAUGAAA
Messenger RNA from Strigops habroptila (Kakapo), 4963 nucleotides. It is a transcript of the gene SLC9A9, whose product is annotated as solute carrier family 9 member A9. Gene Ontology annotation, molecular function: sodium:proton antiporter activity. The record is from RefSeq and is a predicted model, not a curated record. Lineage: Eukaryota; Metazoa; Chordata; Aves; Psittaciformes; Psittacidae. The transcript is spliced from 16 exons. Gene Ontology annotation, cellular component: recycling endosome; membrane. Bases 170 to 2089 code for a protein of 639 amino acids. Gene Ontology annotation, biological process: regulation of pH; proton transmembrane transport; sodium ion transport.